UCUUAAGCCCGCGAAGCGUCAGGUUGCCCCUCACUAGCCUCGCCCGCCGGUCUCCCUCCCGCGCGCGAUGGCCUCGGCGCUGAGCUAUGUUUCCAAGUUCAAGUCCUUCGUGAUCUUGUUCAUCACCCCUCUACUACUGCUGCCAUUCAUCAUUCUGAUCCCAGCCAAGUUUGGCAGGUGUGCCUAUGUCAUCAUCCUCAUGGCCAUUUACUGGUGCUCAGAAGUCAUCCCUAUGGCUGUCACCGCCCUCAUCCCUGUCCUGCUUUUCCCACUCUUCAAGAUUCUGGACUCCAAGGAGGUGUGUACCCAAUAUAUGAAGGACACCAACAUGCUAUUCCUGGGUGGUCUCAUCGUGGCCGUGGCUGUGGAACGUUGGAGGCUGCACAAGAGGAUCGCCCUGCGCACGCUCCUCUGGAUAGGGCCCAAGCCUGCACAGCUGAUGCUGGGCUUCAUGGGGGUCACAGCCUUUCUCUCCAUGUGGAUCAGCAACACAGCCGCCACGGCCAUGAUGGUGCCCAUUGUGGAGGCCAUGCUACAGCAGGUGGAUGCCACCAGAACAGCCACCAGCACGGCCGCCGAGGCUGGCCUGGGCGCCCUGGAGCUGGUGGACAAGGGCAAGGCCAGCGAGCUGCCAGGGAACCAAGUGAUUUUUGAAGCCCCUGCAAUAGGGCAGCAGGAGGACAGAGACAAGAAGAACGUGUACAAGGCCAUGAACCUGUGCUUGUGCUACGCGGCCAGCAUCGGCGGCACGGCCACCCUGACCGGGACGGGGCCCAACGUGGUGCUCCUGGGCCAGAUGAAUGAAUUGUUUCCUGACAGCAAAGACAUCGUGAACUUUGCCUCUUGGUUUGGCUUUGCCUUCCCCAACAUGGUGAUAAUGCUGCUGGUUUCCUGGUUGUGGCUCCAGUGUGCUUUUAUGGGAUUCAGUUUUAAGAAGACUUGGGGCUGUGGGCUGGAGAGGAAGGCCAAUGAGCAGGCUGCCUACGAGCUGCUGCAGGAGGAGUACAGGAAGCUGGGGCCCUUGUCCUUUGCUGAGUUAAACGUCCUGCUCUGCUUCCUCCUGCUGGUGAGCCUGUGGUUCUCCCGGGACCCCGGCUUCAUGCCCGGCUGGCUGUCGCUCCUCAGUGCCGAGGACGAGAAGACCAGGUACAUCUCUGACGCCACCGUAGCCAUCUUUGUGGCCAUCUUGCUCUUCAUCGUGCCUUCCGAGAAGCCCAAGUUCAACUUCUGCAGUCAGACUGAGGAAGAAAGGAAAACUCCAUUUUAUCCCCCGCCACUGCUGAACUGGAAGGUGGUCCAGGAGAAAGUGCCCUGGGGUAUCGUGCUGCUCCUGGGGGGCGGAUUUGCUGUGGCUAAAGGAUGCGAGGCCUCAGGGCUGUCUGAAUGGAUGGGGAAGCAGAUGGAGCCUUUGCGCACCAUGUCGCCGGCAGUCAUCACCUUGAUCUUGUCCUUGCUCAUUGCUGUGUUCACAGAGUGCACCAGCAAUGUGGCCACUGCCACCCUGUUCCUGCCCAUCUUUGCUUCCAUGUCACGUUCCAUUGGCCUCAACCCGCUGUACGUCAUGCUCCCUUGUACCCUGAGUGCGUCCUUUGCCUUCAUGUUGCCUGUGGCCACCCCACCUAACUCCAUCGUGUUUGCCUAUGGACAUCUCAAGGUUUCUGACAUGGUGAAAACAGGAUUUAUGAUGAACAUAAUUGGAGUCUUCUGUGUGUUUCUGGCAAUCAACACCUGGGGACGGGUCAUAUUUGACUUGGAUCAUUUCCCUGCCUGGGCAAAUAUGACACAUGUUGACACUUAAGAAGAGCCACAGGACCAGCCACACACCCCCUGUCCUCCCGAGAACUCCCGAACCUUCCGGCACACCUUGCAGCACAUCUUUGGGCUUCACACCCCAAAGUGAUCCAAUGACGCCCCCACCCCAUCGAGACCCAAAUGGGCCACCUCUUCAUCAGGGCCCCAGUGCAGAGGUGGGGAUGGGCUCGGAGGCAAAGUGCCUCUCAGGAGGCUGCCACUGUCCAGUCCAUCUUUCCAGGGUCCCUGCUGUCAUGGCUGGGGUGGCCAGGCUCCCAUUCAGCCUUGCACUGGCCCCACACUGGACCCUGCCAUCCACCUGUGUAGCCCCAGGAUCUUCUGGGUAGGACUCAGGGCCCCAGCUCUGGAGGUGAGAAAACACCUUCCAGAAUCAAUGCCUCUUUCAGCUUCCCUGGGCUGCCUUGGAUCACUCUCCUGUCAUCAGAAGGGGCCGACCCACCCCAGGGACAGUGUGUGGUCCUGGGCAGCUUCCUGCUGCAGGAGUGAAAGCAGGAUGCGGAGUCUUGUAGGACUGCUGGGGAGUGUGGCUGGGGAUAUGGUUCCACAAAAAGGGCUGGGACCUGGAGUUGCUGAUUCUGGAGGACGCCCCCACAGCACGCCAUUGGCUUCCCUGCUCCCUCCUUCCCUCGCUCCAUUCUAAUGAUAGUCUGACCCCUUUCCUAGUGCCUCCUUCAACUCCUCAGUCCCUUUGUUGUCUGGCCAACAUUUGCUGGAAUCCACGGGCUGGGGUGCUCCAGCACCCCUCUUUUUCUGGAGUUCAGUUGGCCCUCUGGGAGCCACCCCUACACAACUGGAACGGCGCUCCAAGUACUAGCAGUGAUGGCUCUUUGGGGACGACAGAGGAGUGUCUAUCUCCUUCCUCUCCUGCAGGCUCAGUGGACACGGCACCGUUACUUCAGAGUCUGUCAGCCGCCCCCUUGGUGACUGGUCUUCACAGCAAUGCCCAGGGGUGACCGAGCAUCACUGAGCAGAUAGCCCCUGCCCCUGAGCCAAUCUACCUGAAGUUACUGGGCACAGUCCAGCAAGAGUGUGGAGCCCUCAGGACCCCUGUGAGGGAGAUAUGAGGGACACACACCCCCUUCCUCUUGGAACCUAUUUUGUUUCCUUGUGCUGUCCUGGGAAAGAGGCAGAGGCAAAUAUAUGAGGACCAUCAGGGGCAUUCCUCAGGGCAGGAGAAAGCAUGAGAACCCAAGGAAACUGUUCAAGGAUCAACCAGAACCUGGCUUCUCGGGCGGGGUGAUUCCUGGCCAAACCUGCUGCCCUGGGAAGGCACGCCAUGCUCUCUGUGGUGUUAGGGGUGUAGGGGCGGGGGAUGGAGCACUCACGCCCACCUCCUGUGUGCAGGCCUCCCUGUGUGGCACACCCACUGGCUCCUCCUUCCACCUCUGCAGCCCCCUGUGAGAAGGCAGGUGUGAAUCUCCUCCUUUGUCUUUGAGAAUACUGGGGCUCAGACAGGUCAAGUCACACGUCCAAAGUCAUACUUCAGGUUCACGCAGUGAAGGUUCCAAUCCAGAUCUUCCACCUCCACGGCCACUUCUCCAUAAGGGUCUUGUUUUUAUGGGGACUGUAGGGAAAGAUGGGUGACCAAGAACAAAUCCACCCCAAGACCCUGACUGGUCAGGGAAGGUCAGGGGACCAGAGCCCCCUUCUGCCUCCCUUGAGGGCUCAGGACAGUGAGCUUUUGGUUGGAGAGAGCAAUAUGAAAUGGCCACCUGCCCCCAUGAGAUAAAACCCACCCCUCCAUUGCUGCUCUCCAAGCUGCUGCUGUUGACAUGUCUGGCCCAGCUGUGCGAGGGCUCUCUGAGGACUUGUACUUCCUGCUCAGUCUGGUGCAGGCCGCCACAGUGUGAUUGGUAAAUAAACACUUGAUGAGCAGUCAAUUAGAUGUACACUUCUGGUAGCAGCCAAGGUCAGUGGAGGUCAUCGAAGGUGGGCCUCGAAGGAUACAUGGGACCAGGGAGACUAGUGGCAGAGGGUGAAUGGGUGGGGUCCUCCACCAGACUCCACUUGUUUAAGCUCUGACAGGAAGGCUGGGUGGGGCUUCAGGAGAGUAAAUCCCAAGGCUUCGGAGGCAAACCAAAGCUGUUUGUAAACUUCAAGCUGACAGGAGUGGCACUACCAUGGCUGGUGCCCAUUAGGAAUGCUUUUGGGUGCAAGUGAGAGAACCCCCAGCUAACAGAGGCUUAAACCAUAAGGCCAUUUACUGUUCCCUGAGUGGGAAGUCUGGAGGGAGACAGUCAUGGACACUGGUUCAGCCUUUCACUGAGGUCACCUGGACUCUGGCUCUAGUCCUCUCUGCCAUGCUAAGAGUAACCUGCCUUUAUUACCCUCAUGCCACACACACAACUGCAUUUAGAGCAGGGGCACAAUGAUGCCAAUUGCAUGUUUCCCUAUCGGAAAGCAAGUCCACCUCAGAAAGCCCUACAGGUUUCACGUUAUGUCUUAUUAGCCAGAACUAGGUUAUAUGCUUGCUCACACUGCCAAUCACCAACAAAGGGAAAUUAGAAUAGCACGAGUAAUUAGGACUCAUCUCUUGGACUUGGGGAAUUGCCUGUUUCCUGAAAUCAAGAGGUUUCCCCCCAUUGCAAAAUCUAGCUUCUAGUAGAAAAAAAAGAUGGGGGGACUGUUGGGUAGGUGGCAAGUAGGGUCUGGUAUUACCAUUCUUUGAGAAGGCUGCCCUCACUCCAGGGUACUUGAAUGGCUCCCUUUCCAUGGAAUUCAAUAGAAACAUGCUUUUAGGUAGGAGGAGUGUGGCUUGGUCAAGCACUUCAGCUCUGCCUCCACUUCACAAAGGCCUGGACUCCUCCAGACCCACUGGAUUGGGAGGCUAGCAGCUGAGUCACAGACUGAGCUUGGUCCAUGCUCCACUAAUUGGUGUACAAUUUGGGCCUUGGUUUCUGUCAGGAAGGGGCUGGACUAGAGGAUCUAAGGGCAUUUCCCCAGAAACAUGUGUCCCUUUACUGACCCCCACUGACCUCCAAUAUGUUUGGACUAGAUGAAGUCCUCACAAGUCCUCAUGUUUUUGCAGCUUGGAGUCUAUCACAUGGCCCACUCCUACCCUGUCUGGACCUUAGCCAUUUGCCAAAGUGCCUUUCCACCACUCAAAUCUUCCUCUAACAAGUUGUAAAGAGAAUCUACCCCAAACCUUUCAGUUCUCCCUUCUUGGCAUCUGAAACAGAGAUCUGGGCCCAAGGUUUGCUGAACACAUACUCUGCCCGGGAUCAUGCUGAUUUUUUCUCAGGACUUAAGACUUCACAGGCUUCCAAAGGUCGGGCCCCCUACCGUCUGGUCUCAGAAUUAGGAUCUCAGGUGGGUGGGCCACAGUUCUCCUUCCCUGUCCCUUGGAGUCAAGAAUUCCCUUGGGAGAGACCUGGUGGGUGCAGUGAGCAGGGCCUCUCUGGGGACCAGUGAAGUCUUCUCCCCAUCAUCCCUCACACACGAAUGAAAAUAAAGGAUAGUGAGACUUGCUCGAUCACAAGCAGGAAGUCAGUUCACCAGCAGAGUCCACUUUUCACAACGAAUAUGGACAUUUUGGGGUGAGACCCUUCAUGGCCUGUUCUUAUUUGAGGAAAUAAGGACCAAAGGCUGGAUUCUCUGAUUCAAAACUGCAGCUGGCAGUCCUAUUCCUGCUCAGAACUCCUUCCAGCUUCUCUCUGUCUCCCAAACAAACAGGGCAGCUCAUUAAAAAAAAAAGUUUCAUCAAGAUAAAUUUUCCACACCAUGGAAUGGGUUUUUACAUUCUUCAACAUAGUGUAAACAGGAUUCUUACCAUUUCAGGCUGAGAGUCUUGACAUCAGAUAUUUAGUUGAUUUCACUUGGCGUCCUGGGCUAGGACUUGGGUUCUCACCUCCCUGCCCUGGGCGUGUCUUCCAGAUGUUUCCCUGAUCUACAAGUCAAGAUGCCCAUUUCUAUCCUCAGAGACACAGACGCCCUCCACGGGCAGUUUUAGAGCACCGUUUAUCUCCCUGCUUUAGCUAUGAAGGCUCAAGAAAUAUUAAAAUUCAACCUCAGAACACCCUGGUAUCCAAUCAAAACAUUCUAACUAGUUUUAUGUUAAAAUUUAAUAUGUACACAGUGAAAGAAAUUCCAACAGUACAAACCUUGAGAGCCCUCAUCCCCCGUUUCUGCACUCCAGAAGGGCAACCGAUGAAUGAUUUCCUACGUAUCCUCCCAGAAAUAUUACGUAUAUCCAAGCUUAUGUAAUCGCUCCUCUUUUUACUUAUGGGAGAAGAUUACACCUCUGUCCUUAUUUCCACUCUCUGCCCCCCACCUACCAAUUUAUUUGGGGAUCAUUCCACAUCAGGACAUAAUUUGGCCAGUUUUCUUUCCCACUCAAUAGAAACUUUGUUUUGAAAAAUUAUAUUCGGUGAAAGGCACAGAUCCUAAGUGCACAAUUUCAGAUUCUGCAUAUAGAAUGCGAGCAACCCUCCAUUUCCGUCUCUUUCCCUCCCCACCCCAGAAAGUUCUCCAUUCUCUUCUCUGAGUAACCAUGCAUCUUCUCUGAGUAACCACUGUUGAUUUCUGUUGCAUUGGGUUUGUUUUGCCUGUUGAACUUUCAAGGAGUGGGAUCAUGCAGCACAUAUUAUUUUGGGUCUGAUACCUUUUACUUAACAAAAUACUUUUGAAAUUCAUUCCUGUUGUGUGUAUCCAAUGAUUUCUUUUAUUAUUGUUGCAAAGUGGUGUUGCAUUACUUUGUGAUGGAAUCUGCCGAAAUUUGUUUAUUCUCUCUUGAUGGACAUUUGGGUUGUUCCCAUUGGGGGCUCUGAUGCAUAAAGCUAAUA
Talpa occidentalis (Iberian mole) is the source of this 6593-nucleotide messenger RNA. RefSeq names its product solute carrier family 13 member 5 (gene SLC13A5). NCBI's taxonomy places the organism in Eukaryota, Metazoa, Chordata, Mammalia, Eulipotyphla, Talpidae. Gene Ontology annotation, cellular component: membrane. Gene Ontology annotation, molecular function: citrate transmembrane transporter activity; sodium:dicarboxylate symporter activity; succinate transmembrane transporter activity. The record is from RefSeq and is a predicted model, not a curated record. Gene Ontology annotation, biological process: monoatomic anion transmembrane transport; citrate transport. Bases 68 to 1798 code for a protein of 576 amino acids. The transcript is spliced from 12 exons.